Molecule: messenger RNA, 9006 nt
Organism: Closterium sp. Naga37s-1
Lineage: Eukaryota; Viridiplantae; Streptophyta; Zygnematophyceae; Desmidiales; Closteriaceae
Source: the annotation of a GenBank genome assembly
AUGGCUCAGCAGAACUCUAACACGUUCCAUUUCUUUGGUUCGUCAGUCCCCACUGCUCCGUCCACCCAAGCCGGCGUGUUUCAGCAGCCGGCUCUUACCGCUUAUCAGCAGCAGCAGACUCAAACCGCUUAUCAGCAACAGUCGGCUCAAACCGCUUAUCAGCAUCAGCCCACUCAAACCGCUUAUCAGCAGCAGCCGGCCCAAACCGCUUAUCAGGUCUCGCCGUCUCUGAACGCGUAUCAAGUCCAGCAGCAGGCGAUUCUAAACGCCUGGUCCGCUGCUCACGCCGGAACCGCCGCAGCUCAAACGGUCGGCUCGCUACUACCUGUCACAGGAUCGGUACAGCCAGCAACCGGAUUUUACGGAAGUUCCCAGGCUGCGGACGGCGGCGGUGGACACGUGGCACAGAAUCAGACCCUGAAUCAAGCCGCCGCCACGUGGUACGAUUCGGCAGGGUUAAGCGGUGCUGCUACUGCUUCGACUGCAGCAGCUGUUACUGAUUACAACGCCCAGGGGGUGUUUGGUGGAAAUGAAUCCACACGCGCGGCUCAGUACCAGUCCAGGCAGGUGGAGCCUGUGCGACAGUCGCAAGCCGUGCGACAGCAGGCGACUACCGUGCGACAAACGACGGCUGGGCAACGGCAGCAGCGAGCACACGCGGAACGGCAGUUGCAGGUGGAAGGACGAGUGCUGCCUGUGCGACAAGUUCAGCAGCCUGAACGACAAACGCAAGCGGUGCGACAUGCGACACAGGCGGAGGAACAGUCGCAGAGGCAGGCCCUGCGACAGGGUCAGCGACAGGAGCAGCGGCAGGAGCAGCGGCAGGAACAGCCUGUGCGACAGACGCAGCGGGAGUGGUGGCUGGAUGCUCUAGAGGGGCAAGUUGCGAGUGCGAAUGUUGCCGGUGCGAAUGUUGCGAGUGCGAAUGUUGCGAGCCAGGAGCAAUCUCACGCCCAUGAGUGGAAUCGAACCAUUGCUGCUGUAGUCUCCGCUCACACUCACGUGGAGAGUUUCGACCAGGGGAGUUUGCUGCUGGUGGGUGGUAGUACUAACGCUGGUUACAACAAUGAUACUGUGCCUCUGGUGGGGGUGGGAGGGCAAGAGACGGUUGGGGGCGAAGUGGGGGGAGAUGGUGAUAUGUCUGCAAUCUACGCUGCUGGGUAUGCAGCAGGACUGGCAGCCGCCCGGGCUGCUGCUGCUAGAGCAGCAGGCGCUGCCGCUGCUGGUGCUGCUGCUGGUGUUGGUGCUGGUGCUGGUGCUGUGGAUGGGGUUGGAGCAGGGGGGGGAGUGGCGGUGGCGGAAGAAGCAGGGGUCAUGGAGGGGGGGCUCGGUGUAGGAGGGUUCGAUCUUGACGCAACAGGCUUUGCAGAUGGUGAGAUGGGGAUGGGUGGUGGAAUGGAGGGAGAGGAGAUUUACUCGACUCGGGUGGCGGAUAUUAUUCAGAAGCCGCAUAAGUGGGCGGGGAUGCUGGGCGGCGGGAAAGGGCACAACCGAAUCAACCAGCCGCCGGACCAGUCUGGUAUGGAGGGAGCUUUGGCGCGGUGGUUCGGGGAGGAGCAGCAGAGGGUCGGGGGGGUGCCGAGCGAGCAGGUGAUUGAGAAGGCGAAGGAGCUGGGGUAUUCGUUCGGGUUUCCCCCGACUUUUAAGUACACAAGGGCGUGGGUGUACCGUGUGUUGUCCCACUUGGGAUUCUCCCAGGAGGCUAUAGAUGCGGCGUGUGAGGACUACCCUAACGAGGAUGACUCUGCUGGUCCGUCUCUGAUAGAGCUAGCGGAUCAGAUGUUUGGGCAGGAGCUGUUUAAGUCCCGGGCGAACCAGAAGGGACGGAAGCCCAGAGACUGGUGGGCGGAGAAUCUGCUGGGGAGGAAGUCGGGGACUGGGACGGGGAGAGGGAGAGGGAGGGGGAGAGGGGCGGGGAGGGGCGAUGGGGGGGUUUUGGGUGAAGGGGCGGAGUGGGAGGAGCAGCAGCAGCAGCAGCAGCAGCAGCGGCAGCAGAGGGAUGUGUAUGGGCAGGGUGGGGGAGGGAUGCAUGUGCAGGAGGUGGGAGGAGGGGGAUUUGCGCAGCAAGGGGGGUAUGCUCAGGGAACUGGACAGGGGUACGGGCAGGAGAUAGGGCAAGGAUACGGGCAGAUGACAGGGCAGGCGAACGGGCAGGGCCAGGGGUACGGGCAGGGGACAGGUCAGGGGUAUGGGCAGGAGGGUGGGGUGGGGUAUGGGCAGGAAGGGGGGCAGGCGAGAGUGGAAGAUGGGGAUCAAGAUGAUGUUAUCCCAGGUGAUUUAUUUGGGGAGCUGGAGGGAGGAGAGAUGGUGGUGGUUCGGACAGCUGACGGUGUUGCUGGUGCUGAUGGUGCUGAUGGUGCUGGUGGUGCUGGUGGUGCCGGGGGUGCCGGGGGUGCUGGUCCUUCCUCCAACCAGCCUCUCGACUCAGCCGCUUUUGCAGCGAGCUCCUUGAACGAAUCAGCCCCAUUCACUGCUGCAAACAGCAUGAUCGGAGGAACCGCCAACACCGCCAACACUACAAACACUGCCAAUUCGCUAGACUAUGGGGAUGAUGGUGAAGACUCGGAGGGUUACCAGCCCGAUCCGAAGCUAGUAGAGCUCGCCAUGGCUGAAGCCAGAGCUGCCGCGGAGGCUCGGAGGGUGAUCACCGAGGCUGACCUCGCAAAGGCGGCGCAGAUCGAGGUUCUACCCCGGAAUCCGAUCACGGGCAGGGUGAUUAGCAAAGAGGAGCUGGAGACUAACCCAGUGUACGUCGAGUAUUACCGGCUACUGGAGGAACAGAAGGAGUUCAAAGAAAAGAACAAGAAAAUCACAACCUGUGUGCGAACCAUCAAGAUGCGAAAGGCAAUCUGUCUCCUCAAGGAAGCUCGGCCGUCGCUCACUAACCAAGAGAUCAUCCAUGUUAUACUGGAGUCCUGCGGGCCUGUGAUUGCAGCGAGUAUUUCCCCUGCAGCCCUCCGGUACACGCUCCGCAAGAGCUACCAGUACUUGAACGCCGACCUGAACAAGCCGAAAAAACCCGUCCCGAGGCGGGUUGAGUUCCCGGAAUUCGAAGAGGCACUCGCGGCGUGGGUGCGGGAGAUGAGGGCGAAAUACGGCAAGGAGAAUCUUCUGUAUGAAGAUAUACUGGUUUAUGCUCAGAAGCUGGCUCCUAGUUUCGGGAUUGCGGAAAAAAAUCCCAAGUUCAAGUUUCACAUGUCUUGGAUUUUGAAGUUUGCGGGGAGGCACGGGUUGAAGUGGCGGACGAAAGAGGAUCUGCGUGCGAACCGCGAAGGGGGUGAGAGGGGUGGGGAUGGUGCUGGUGGUGCUGAUGGUGGUGCUGGUGAUGGUGGUGGUGGUGGUGGUGGUGGUGGUGGUGGUGAUGGUGGUGGAAGGAGCAGUGGGAGAGGGAGAGGAGGGAAUACGUCUGGGGUAGGAGAGAGUGAUGGUACAGAGAGUGACAAUGGCGGGCGGGAGGGGUACGGUGAGGGCGGCGGGACAACGGACGGUGGAGAUGGGAUCACAACGGACGGCGGCGAGGGGAACACGACAGAUGGGGGAGGGGAAGGGACGGACGUGGAAGGGGAAGGGGAAGGGGUGGGGGAAGGAGGAGGGUUUCUAGGCAUGGAUGUGAAUAUGCAUAUGGGGAAUAUAGUGGAAGGGCUUGUGAGAAAAGAGCAGGAUGAGAGGAAUGUGAGGAGGAACAAGAUUUGGAACACUGCUGCUGAUAAGCUUCUCAAGGUGGUGGCUCAGUUUGUGGCUGAGAGGGAGGCGCGGGUGCGGAGAGGGGAGGAGGCGGGAGAGGGGGACGAGCGGUGGGAUGGGGAAGAGGGGGUUGAAGGGUUUUUUAAGAAGACGUGGAAGAGGAAGAGGACCGGGCGGCCGCCGAAGAAGAGGGUAGGGGCGGGGAAAGGUGGAGCAACGGCGGGGAGUGGUGGAGCAGCGGCGGCGCAGGGCAUCGGGAAGAAGAGGGGGAGAAAGAAGAAGCAGAGUGGGGGCGCGGAGGGGGGUGCGGGAGGAGGGGGGGAGGGUGGUGGUGGGGAGGGUGGCGGUGGGGAGGGUGGUGGGGAAAGCGGUAGGGAAACUGGACCGGAGAGUGGAAGGGAGAGCGGAAGGGAGAGUGGGAGGGAGAGUGGGAAGGAGGGGGGGAAGAAGAAGCAGCAGCGCAAGCAGUACCAGGGGGUGUUGGUGACGUGGAAGCUUGCCCUCAUCUCCCUCGCCCGGGCCAGGCAGGACCUGCCGCACUCCGCUGUCAAACGGGCCGUUCAAGCCAGUUGCUGCCCGCACACGGUGCUAGCACGGAUGGUAUGUUGCAGCAGGAGGACAAGGUACGGCGUUGACACGAGUCGCACGGUGAUAGCAGACUACAUGGCACGGGAGGACAAGGUGUGGUACGGCGUUGACACGAGUCGCACUGUGAUAGCAGACUACAUGGCCCGGGAGGACAAGGUGCGGUGGCAGGCGCAGGUGAUGCGAGACGCGCACAGGGAGGGGCGUGAAGUGCUGCCCAAGAUGAAACAGUACACCACAAAGUUCAUGCGGCUGGAAAAGGCAGUAGCAGAGGCAGUGAAAAAGUAUACCAAGUUCAUGCGGCUGGAAAAGGCCGUAGCAGACGCAGUGAAAAAGGCCCUGGCGGAUUUGGAUAAGGGGGAGGCUCAGCGCAGUGGGAGGGGCGCAGCAGCUGGACGGGUUGUGCUGGGAGGGGGGGGAGGAGCAGAAGGAGGAGCAGGGGGGAUGCUGGGCGGAGGAGUGAGGAUGGGCUUUCAGGGAGCAGGCGGAGGGGGGGGGGGGGGAGGGGGAGGGGGAGGGGUAGGAGGGGGAGGGGGAGGGGGUGGCGAGGGAGGGGAGGGGCAGCAGCAGCAGGGGGAAGGGGAGGAAAGGGAGGAGGAGGAGGAGGAGGAAGAGGAGGAGGCGGGGUUGCCGCGGCAGAUCAUGAUGCAUCCCGAGUCAGUAGUGGAUUAUGCCAACAAGGUGGCGCCACUCUUUGGCUUCCCCCCCUCCAGGUCGAUCACCUUCGCCUGGGUGGUGGGUCUCAUGCCCCGCUGGGGCUUCAUGAGCCACUGGGCUGUGAAGGCGUCUGUCGAUCACCUUCGCCUGGGUGGUGGGUCUCAUGCCCCGCUGGGGCUUCAUGACCCACUGGGCUGUGCGGGCGGGCGUCUGUCGGGUGGAGAAGUGUUGCAAGGCUCUCGUGCCAUAACCACACUUGACCCCUCUCCACCCCACAGGAGCAUCACCUUCGCCUGGGUGGUGGGUCUCAUGCCCCGCUGGGGCUUCAUGAGCCACUGGGCCGUGCGGGCGUCUGUCAGGAGCAUCACCUUCUCCUGGGUGGCGGGGCUCAUGCACCGGAGCAUCACCUUCGCCUGGGUGGCGGGUCUGAUGCACCGCUGGGGAUUCAUGAACCACUGGGCCGUGCGGGCGUCUGUCAGUGACGAUGGUGGUGGUGCUGCUUUUGGCCUGAGUGUUGGGGCAGGGAGAGAGGGCGGGCUAGGAGAGGGAGAGAGAGCAGCAGCAGACAUGGGAGGACGAACGGGAGAAGCAGGGGCAGCAGCAGCAGGAAGACCUGCACAGGGGGCGGCAGGGGAAGCGGUAGGAGGAGGAGUGGCAGGGGGAGCGGCAGUGGGGGUGGCAGGAGGGAGUGUAGCAGCCUCUCUUCUAAACUCACUCAAUCUAGCCAACUUGCCUGGACCAAUCCCAGCGUACCUUCAAGAUAUUGUUGCUGAGCUGGCAGGAUUCCGGGUCGGCGGAGCCUCGGACACUCUUCCGAACCUGCAGGCCGCCUGGGGGAACCUCGACAAGGCAUCUCCCGAGCCUGUUUCAACAGGUUUCGAAGUUGGUUCGGGAACGGGUUUGGAUAAGGACAGGGGCAGGAAGAGGAAGAGGAGGGAAGGGGAGGGGGGAGAGGAGGGGAGAGGGGAGGAAGAGGGAGCAGAUGGGGGAGAGGGAGGGGAGGGAGAAGGAGGAGGGAGGGAGGAGAGAGAUGCUGCGGUGGCUGCUGUGAUGGCAGCAGGGAAGAUCAAAACGCCGGAGAAGUUUUGGCAGUGGUGGCAGUUCUCGGGGUUAGUGGGGGUGAGAGACAUGCGGGAUGCGUGGGGUGUGCUGGAAGAUGCUUCUGUGGUUGCUGUGGAGGAGGAUGAAGAGGAGGAGGACGAGGAGGAGGUGGAGGAGGUGGAAGUGGAGGAGGGGUAUGAGGAGGAAGAGGAGGAGGAGGGGGAUGAGGUGGAGGAGGAGGUGGAGGAGGAGGAUGCAGAGGUUGAAGAGUGGGGGAAUGGUGGAGGGAGGGGAGGGAGAGCAACGGGAGGAGGGACAACAGGGGGCGAGACAGAGACAGGUGGGGAAACGGAGGGAGAAGCAGCAGAGUGGGGUGAUCAUACGAAAGAGGAGGCGAGGGAGAGAAGGAGGCAGCAGAGGAAAGAGAGGAAGGAAAGGAAGAAGAGGAAGAGGGAGAAGAAGAAGGAGAAGGAGAAGAAAAGGAAGAGGGAGAAGGAGAAGGAGAGGGAGAAAAGGGGAAAGAAGAAGGGAAAGGAGAAGAUGGGUGGAGGUGGAAGGGAAGAUGCACUUGCAGCGUUCACCAACAUGUUGCAGCAGCAGGCACCGGGAGUGGUGCCGAUGCAAUCUGCGUUCCUUCAACCCGGCUUCCCUCAAUCCGCCUACCCCCAUCCUGCCUUCCCCCAGCCUCCUUUCCCCGCACCGCCACCAGCAUCACCAGCAGCAGCUGCUGCUGCUGCUGCUGCCCAAGUGACCACGAUCCAGUUCGGGGCACAGCAGGAAACGCCGUACGGCACGCGGUUUGCCACAGUGACACAGCACACGUACAACAGUGCACCACCCACAGCACACCCGCAGCAGCACACCAACAGCAGUCAGCAACAGCAGCAGGGGCUGAUGGGGGGGCAAACUCCUCCUCUGGGACUGCCCCCUCUCUUGGCACAGUUCCUGUUCCCGUCCUCUCAAGUGCCACCCACCGGUGCUUCUCGUGCUGACCCUGGCUCAGCCCCCUCCGGGUCUGUUGCCUCUCUGCAGGCCCUGGCACGCAACGUCACCCAGUCCUUUGGUCCCGAUUUCGCACUCUCUCUGGGGUCACUGUUGAUGCAGCAUCAACAGCAGCAGCAGCAACCGCAGCAGCAACUGCAGCAGCAACCUCGCCCCACUGCUGCUGCCGCCUCUUCCCUCCCUAACCUCUUGCAGCAGAUCGCCUUAUUAUCGUCACAGGGAAGUGCCCAUUCCACUCAGUCGCAAGUUCCCACUGCUUCUGCUGCUGCUGCUCUUCUACCGGCUCUGCUGCAGCAGAUUGCGUCCGGGGCUACCCAGUCCCAGCAGCCAAUGCAGUUCUCUCGAUCUACUGCUGCUGCUGGUAAUGCUGCUGCUGCUGCUGCUGCUCUGCCUGCUGCUGCUCUGCCGGGCCUACUGCAGCUGAUUGCCUCUCUCGCCAACCAGCCUACUCACUCUGCGCGCAUGCAGCCUCCCCACCCCUCUGCUCCUGCUGCUGCUGCUCAUCCCUCUGCUACUUCUCGCCCCACUGCUGCUGCUGCUGCUGCUGCUGCCCGUCACCCCGCUCCUGCCACCCGCGCUUCACUUCAACGGGUCCCUGCUACAAGGGGGUCUGAUCGACCCUCUGCUCCCCCCCCUCUACUCUGCACCUCCCCCCCUCUCCCCACCUCACCUCCCCCGUCAACUCCCGCCUCCUCGGCACCUCCUCCCUUCUUGUCCACCGCUACCCCUCCCUCGCUUCCCUCCCGCAACUCCCUCCUGAGCUUCCUGCACGGACCCCGAGGCCCUCUCUCAAACUUCUCGUCCAGAAGCUCUCCUGCUGCUGGUGCUCCAUUGGGGCCUACCAGGGCCUAUGAGCAGAAUUAUCGGGAAUCAGGUGGUCAUGGUCCUAUCAGGGUCCUCAGGCGACGCGCCAACUACAACGCCCCUGCUUCUGCUGCUCCCCGCCUACCAGCCAAUCCGCCUUCCACUGAUGCUGAUCGAUACACUUCAACUGCUAACCAAUCCACUCUGCCUGCUGGCCGUUACUCUUUAACUGCUAGCCGGCACAAUCUGCCUGCUGACCCAUACACUCCAAGUGCCAACCGGCUCAAUCGGCCUGCUUCUCUGCUUGCACCAGCAGCAGGAGCACCAGGAGCAAGAGCACCAGGAGCAAGAGCACCAGGAGCAGUAGCAGCAGAAGGGGUGCAUUCCCCGUCGUCCCACAGGUCUGGAGUGAUUCUCGCCCUCCCAGCCGCAUCGACUCGUGCUGCUGCUGCUGCUGCGGCUGUUAGAGCCGCCAUGGCUAGGAGGCAUCGCUCUGCUGCUGUUGCUGCUGCUUCUGCUGCUGCUGCUUCCACUGGUGAAUUCGGUGGUGGUGAUAUUGGUGGUGGUGGUGGUGGUGGUGGUGGUGGUGGUGGUGGUGGUGGUGGUGGUGGUGGUGGUGGUGGUGGUGGUGGUGGUGGUGGUGGUGGUGGUGGUGGUGGUGGUGGUGGUGGUGGUGGUGGUGGUGGUGGUGGUGGUGGUGGUGGUGGUGGUGGUGGUGGUGGUGGUGGUGGUGGUGGUGGUGGUGGUGGUGGUGGUGGUGGUGGUGGUGGUGGUGGUGGUGGUGGUGGUGCUACUGCUCCUGCUGCUGGUGCUACUGCUGAGCCGUCAGCGGUCAGGCAGGUGUCAGGCAGACACCGGGAGGGGAGAUUCGCGACUGGGUAUCAAGGGAGAGUUCUGCUUAGCCAAAGUGUGGGUCACAGCAAGCGGGAACGGCGUAUGAGGGCGCUGCGCAGGGCGAGGAAGAAGGACGUGCAACCGCCGUGGGCCCACAGUAUGAUUGCGCAAAGCAUUGCGGCACAAGCUGCGAUGGCGCAAAGUGCUAUAGCGGAGAGUGCUAUAGCGGAGAGUGCUAUAGCGGAGAGUGCUAAAGCGGAGAUUCCAGUGGGGCAGAGUAUGGAAGGUGAGGAGGGAGAGGAGGAGCAGUCGCUCAGAGAGGGAGGGGAGCAGGCCUUGAGAUGCGUUGAAGAGGAAUUGUCGGAAGCCUCCUGCCUCGCAACCACGGACGCAGAAUAG